This is a messenger RNA of Suillus bovinus, 1362 nucleotides long. RefSeq lists its product as uncharacterized. The record is from RefSeq and is a predicted model, not a curated record. The coding region runs from base 1 to 1362 and encodes 453 amino acids. The transcript is spliced from 6 exons. NCBI's taxonomy places the organism in Eukaryota, Fungi, Basidiomycota, Agaricomycetes, Boletales, Suillaceae.
AUGCCUGAUGUUGCUCGACACCAGCGUUAUAUCAAGGUCACAAAGUCUAGUUCAAGGACACUGUGGCGCCACCGUAUCAAACGCAAAGCGCGUCUCCGCACAGAGGCCGAGAAGAAGGCACUUGCUGAGAAACGCAACACUCAGAAAUGCGCAUAUAAGGAUGCCCUUGCAGACUGUCAGGAUAUGGUCAUGCAGGAGGCCAUCAAAUUGCACGAACAGUUUCCUCACAGGACAGUUGAAUAUCACUUCGAAGCAAUUUUACAGCGAACGCACACCAAGCAAAAGAGCCGAAAAGCAACCCGUUGGAACGCGUUUCUCCGUUCCGAGGUCAAGGCAAUGAAUGCAGCGCGAGCACCUGAUGAAUCACGUGUGAAGGCUACCCAGGUCGGGCAUGAUAUUGCUGAGAAAUGGAAUGCUAUGUCACAGCAAGAGAAGAUUGACGCAACUGAAGGCCUCAUGGAAGACUUAGAAGACCAUCGCAACAACAAGGCUUUGGCAAGUCACAAUGUCCCCAUCAAUGCCUUUCACGAUAUUCGCGCUACUUUGGAUUCUGUAACACAAACCCUUGCUACUCUCUGCAAGGACCGGGUGUCAUACUGCCCUCAUCACUAUGAUCAAGUCGGCGACUUCUUCCAGCUUGCUCUCAAAGAGACACCCUCCAACUUUGCAACACGUCUUGAAGGCUACUGUACAUCUGGUGUCACCGGUGUCGUUUCUAACUACAAACAGAGUUUCCUUCAACUCAAGAGCAACACUUCGGCACUUAUCCUGCAAAAGCUUCGUGAGGCAGCUCAGGUACCUAUCUCCAGGAUGUACUAUGUCAACUUCGAUGAGAAUAUUACCGCGCCAUAUGGUGUGGUUCUCGACAACUGGCCACUGAAAAAAUUUGCAAGUCCCGGGGACAUAGGCUCGAUGGUGGAGGUCAAGAUUGUAUACAACGCAUUUAGGACAGGCGCGACAAAAUUUCGCAAACUGACAGCUGCUGAGUGGGAAGAUUGGGACGAGACCAGAUUCAAUAAUGCUAUGGGGCGCGGUUCAGAAGAUGCCACAAAUGAAGACAGGAAUACACCAGCGGCAGAUGAGAGUAGUAUCAAUGCAAACAUUGAUCCAUUUCUCUUGUCAAUCUCACAGCCAGUGCACACCGAGUCACAGUCUGUACCUACAACAGAAGAGUCUGCACCCAUUCGAGGGAAGCGACGCCGCGAGCAAGCAGAGAGUGGCGCAAUUUCAGGUAUUACAGGUAUGGGAGGGAAUGAGGUAUUCGUUGCUAAGAAACAGCGCAAGACGCGCUCUGAUAAGGGGAAGAAACGAGGGCCCAAACAGCAUGCUAAUCAGUCCACGGAGCCUGCAGUUUCAAGUUAA